Sarcophilus harrisii (Tasmanian devil) is the source of this 1475-nucleotide messenger RNA. RefSeq names its product aldo-keto reductase family 1 member A1 (gene AKR1A1). Bases 396 to 1406 code for a protein of 336 amino acids. Gene Ontology annotation, cellular component: cytosol. The record is from RefSeq and is a predicted model, not a curated record. Gene Ontology annotation, molecular function: aldose reductase (NADPH) activity. NCBI's taxonomy places the organism in Eukaryota, Metazoa, Chordata, Mammalia, Dasyuromorphia, Dasyuridae. The transcript has 9 exons. Gene Ontology annotation, biological process: aldehyde catabolic process.
GCGGCCUGGGCGCCGCGCCUCCGCGGGGGUCCCGGCCCCGGCUUGGCGCGGGCUCUGGAGAAGGGCCGCCCCCCUGCCAGUCGCUGACGCCGCACACGGACAUCUUCCUCCUCCUCCGCGAGGGCAGGGGGGCAGCGGGCAGGCCGGCAGCUCCGCCUUCCCUUUUUGCCGAGGGCCUGUUUCCCGGUCCCGGGGUCGCCUCGGCUCCCUGCUUCCAGGCUCAGGCCCUGCUCUUCCGUCGGGGGACCGCUGCCCCCGCCCUCCCACCCUUAGCUGGCUCCGGGAGGCUCCCCGCGCUCUCCCCCGGGCAGGUUCUGAAGGAAAGCUAGUCUCGGCCGGAUCCGAGCGAAUCGGGAGGGUGGGGCCUGAGCCUUGAAGGCCGACGCGGGGAGGGGAUGGCCCGGAGGCAGGAGAAUCAGCUGCGGACAACGAUGGCGACCUUCGUGGUCCUCCACACUGGACAGAAGAUGCCUCUCCUGGGGCUGGGUACCUGGAAGAGUGAGCCUGGGCAGGUGAAGGCAGCUGUCAAGUACGCUCUGAGCGUUGGCUACCGGCACAUCGACUGUGCCGCCAUCUACGGCAACGAGGUGGAGAUUGGGGAGGCCUUGAAGGACAGUGUGGGGCCUGGCAAGACCAUUUCCCGGGAAGAUGUGUUUGUGACCUCCAAGCUGUGGAACACGAAGCACCAGCCGGAAGACGUGGAGCCCGCCCUCAGGAAGACCCUGGCUGACCUGCAGCUGCAGUAUCUGGACCUCUACCUGAUGCACUGGCCCCAUGGCUUUGAGCGGGGGGACAACCCCUUCCCCAAGAACGCCGACGGCACUAUACGCUACGACACCAUCCACUACAAUGAGACCUGGAAGGCGAUGGAGGCGCUGGUGGCCAAGGGGCUGGUGCGAGCGCUGGGGCUCUCCAACUUCAACAGCCGCCAGAUUGACGACAUUCUCAGCGUCGCCACCGUGCGCCCUGCGGUGCUCCAGGUGGAGAGCCACCCUUACCUGGCCCAGAAUGAGCUCAUUGCUCAUUGCCACAAGUCGGGGCUGGAGGUGACGGCCUACAGCCCCCUGGGCUCCUCGGACCGAGCCUGGCGAGACCCACUGGAGCCGGUCUUGCUGGAGGAGCCGCUCGUCCUCGAGCUGGCCAAGAAGUACGAGAAGUCGCCGGCCCAGAUCCUGCUCAGGUGGCAAGUCCAGCGGAAGGUGAUCUGUAUCCCCAAGAGCAUCACUCCUUCCCGGAUCCUCCAGAACAUCCAGGUUUUCGACUUCGCCCUGACCCCGGAGGAGAUGAAGCAGAUGGGGGCUCUGAACAAGAACUGGCGGUACAUUGUGCCCAUGAUAACGAUGGGUGAGAAGCGGGUCCCGAGAGACGCAGGACAUCCUCUGUACCCCUUCAACGAGCCUUUUUAGGGCCUGACGUGUCUGAGCUUUCGCUCCAGGCGGGAGCUGGAAUCAAUACACGCCUCACGGCCUCCCUGA